Durusdinium trenchii is the source of this 1095-nucleotide messenger RNA. NCBI's taxonomy places the organism in Eukaryota, Dinophyceae, Suessiales, Symbiodiniaceae. The record is from the annotation of a GenBank genome assembly.
AUGGCUGACAUCACGUGGCAGGUGGAGGAUGGUGUGCGCCACAACUUCUCACCAGCUUGCGUUCGCUCCGCGCGAGGCCUUUACGUGGCGGCAGCUCCCUGCGCAGAGCUACCGGGCUGGGGCAUGGGCGACACAGAUCAGGCUUUGAGGAUGAUGGCGUGGCACUUGGAGACCAACCGCUUUGUGGAUGAGAGAGAUGGCUAUAAUUGGCUAUGGAUCUUCAUGCAUCCGCUUUACAAUCAGAACGUACCGCAUGACUAUGACUUCGCCAUCCUAGAGCUUGACAAGGCAAUGCCCUUGAAUGAGUGCGUCGGCGUGGCCUGUUUGCCACAUCGAGAUGAGAUGCCGGGGACCAACUGCAGCAUCACUGGCUGGGGCACCUUGAAAUCCUUUGGCAAAACUCCAGAGGUGCUUCAAGAAGCCUCAGUCAAGCUGCUUACAAGUGCCGACUGUGAAGUGAACUACACCAAGACCAGAGACAUCAUCACUGGCUCCAUGCUUUGCGCCUCGGGGGUCUCCGAGAAGGGCAUCGUGGACACCUGUCAAGGUGACUCCGGAGGACCAUUGAGCUGCGCAGAAGAUGGGCGCUUCGUCCUCCGUGGCGUCACCUCCUGGGGUCAAGGAUGUGCUUAUGCCAACUUCCCCGGAGUCUAUGGAAAAGUCCAGAGCGUCAUGUCGUGGAUCAACGAUGUCACGGCCCAGAAAGUUCGCAAGGUCUACUCAGAUGACCAACAGGUCAAGAUGAACAUCUCCGGCAUCAACUUCAAUGGCUCGAUGUGGAAGGUCGUCGCUGGCAACUGCGCGAUGGACUCCUCUCAUUGUAUUAUGAGCCCUGGCUACCCCAAGGAGUAUCCAGUGAAGGAUGCCUGUACCAUUGCUGUCAAUGAGAGUGCAGCUGUCCCAAUCCAUGUAGUGAAUUUUUCGACCGAGGAGAAGUUUGAUGCCUUGGUGGAAAACUGCAAGUUCUAUUCUGGCAAGAAAGGGCCAGAAAAAGUGGUCCCGACAGGAGUCAUCACUUGGCACUCCGAUGAGAGCGUCGUGAGCGCUGGCUGGAAGAUUUGUCCUGGACACUGGACUGUCGCCUGUGUCGUGUAG